AUGAGUCUUAGUAACCUCCUCUACCCAAGAAAUCCACAGAGACGCCAGAAUGUGACUGAUCUGCAUCAGGAACUGCUUGAUUGCAUUCAGCUUAAUUUUAAAGCUACCAAUGAACUGAUUGGAACACUGAAUGAGCAUCUGGGAGCCAAGAUUACUUACAUUAAUAUGAAAGAGGGUGGCACCAUCAAAGAGAACUGUGACAUUAUCAUUCAAGCUAUAAAUGAUAUUCAGCAAGAAGUAUGGCAGUUAGAUAAACAAAUAAAGGAAAGGUUAGAGCCAGUAAUGUACCAAAAGCUUUAUGAUAUCAAACAGCCUGAGUUGGAGAAAAUUGCAAUAGCUCACAGAAUUGUUUCUAUUAUACUUGGAGAGGCUACUGCUUCUGCAGGUUCAGUAGCUGUAAAAUUAAUAUGUUCAAAUGUGCUAACAGUUACAAUGAACAAGUUAGCUGCUCUGCUUGCUCAAAUUGGAGUAUCUGUUCUUGGAGGCAUUGCCAUUAGCAUUCUUGGGUUGGGUAUUGAUGUAAUCCUUCAUGCCAUCCUGGGAGCAGUGGAAAAGGAUCGCCUUACAGCAUCUAUUCAAAGCUAUGAGGAGCAUCUAGCUGAAUUUAAGGAAGCCUCUGAGGCCUAUCAGUGUGCCAUCACUGAAGUAAGUGCAUUGGUAAAAGGCAAAAUGAAAUUAAUGGCAUUUGGAAAUGUUCCUACCCAUCAGUGACUACACCAAAUGCAUUUCAACAUGGAUGAUAGAACUUUGCUUUUCUUUUUAAUUUGGUUGCCUCAUUUCAAGUAACAUGUAGUAUGGGACACAAUGAAGGUUGUUGCAAGGGGAGUAAGUAUUAGGGAAGCUGGCAGUCUUAGAAGACAAAGAGUUAAACAUGCAAACAAUCUGGAAGGCAAAAUAAAAAGUUUUGAAGAGGAAAUAUAUAAAUGAUAGAGAUAUCCUCAUUUUGGUGGAAAUACAAGCUAAAAGGCAAGAGUUAAAAAUAACAAAGUAGAAAGAAUACAGAGAAAUUUAAUAUAUUUGAAAAGAGAAUUUUUUUGAAUUUAGUAAUAAGAACUAAAGCUUGCUGGCCAGAGACAUGCAACAAAAAAGAAUAAAAAAUCUAAUAGGAAUAGUUAGAGAUGAAAAUGCAAUCUAACAAAAGAAAACAUAGGGAUAUUUCACAAGAUUUUAUUCAAAGUUACAUGCAGCUAGGAAAUUAUUGAUGGAUAAAAUCAGAACAUAUAUUGAAGAAAAUGUUGGGAAUAAAUUGCAGCAGAUAGAUAGGGACCUAAUGGAACAGCCUGCUACAGGAGAUUGAAGAUAUUAUUAAUAAUUUAAAAAUAGGAAAAACUCUCAAAAUGGAUGGAUUAGGAACAGAGUUUUAUAAAGUAUUCCAA
Messenger RNA from Varanus komodoensis (Komodo dragon), 1376 nucleotides. It is a transcript of the gene SMCO3, whose product is annotated as single-pass membrane protein with coiled-coil domains 3. NCBI's taxonomy places the organism in Eukaryota, Metazoa, Chordata, Lepidosauria, Squamata, Varanidae. Bases 1 to 711 code for a protein of 236 amino acids. The record is from RefSeq and is a predicted model, not a curated record. The transcript has a single exon.